UUCUGCCUCUGCACACUUCUACUGCACCAAAGCUUUUUCAAUAUGAAAUUUAAACAAUAUGAUGUCUGUGAUUUAUUAGGUCGGCAGCGAACUAGUUUCGGUAAAGAUAAGCUCCAGCUACUACAUACGCAUGAUCUCUUUAUACGACAAACCUAUUUCCAUACCUACAACCCAUCUAGUAAGAGAGAGCAUAAUGUAGUUAGUCGUCGACUCCAAGCCAUUCGGCAAUUAAGUCCUUAUAUCUGGAUCUUGGUGGCUACCAGCCUGACAUUCUCCCAUAUAGCACGGCUCAAGGAUUUUGAUGAAUGCAUUAGGAGGAUAGCGGAUUGGAAGGAUAUCCAUCCUAUCCCUGGACACCUAGAAGGAAGGGCUCGUGCUAUAUUAGAAGGACUUGACGAGCAAAGGGACAGAAUAAUUCGGGGUACGACACAAGACUAGGGUGCUGGACCAAGCUAAACACCUAUAGAAGGGCAAGAAAUCGGGAGAAAGGUCAGCCAGAGAAAUGUACCAAAGAUAAAUUGUAUGUGGACUGCACUAUUCUUCUACUCUAUCUACUAAUUUUCAUAGCAUUUCCAAUGCAACUGGAUACAUUCAGCCUUGCUACAAUUCCAAUCAACAACAAAACAGACAAAAAGAUUCAAGAGAAAUGGAGAUUCCUCCAUGCUAUUGAUGCCAUGUGCCAACCCGAUGAAGCCAGCAUCACGCCAGUGAUGAGCGAUGAGCAAUUGAACGGUCUCCUUAUGCAACCAUUUGAGAAACCUAUACUCUGGCGGAACUUUGCUCAGCAGUAUCCUCUUCAUGGCAUACCGAGUUCGAUUUCAGACUUCCUUCAAGAGCUUCGCCAGUUGGAUAUCGAAUUUCUAGAAGUUCAUAACUAUGCUGAAAAGGUUACGAACUACAAACUAUCUAUGGAUGAUAUUGUCCACCAUUUUGAGGCGCUGCCAGAAACUCGGCCCCCGUUAAACUUCCUAGAUAUUCGCAACCAAAUCCUCUCCCGUGUCCCAAUACAUGUAAACAAAGUUGAUCUUCUUCGCUUGGCACUGCGACGACAGAAGGGAUCAGUUGGGAAGGGCAACCCUUUAAGUGCUCUGCUGGACUAUGCAGACCAUGAAUUCUUUCUCCUAUCCAGCAGACACUCGAUAUCGCCUCUCCAUGUGGAUACUGCGGGACAGCUAACAUAUAUUAUUGGCAUCUCCGGCUGUAAGACUUGGUACCUACCUCGCAAGCUGACCACUAAAACCUACGAGAUUCUUGCAACAUUUGGAAGCUCGAUCCCAGAGACAUAUUCUGACGGCUGGGUGAAGAUAGAUAUUAUGCCUGGAGAUCUACUAAUCAUGCCACCUGGAUGUCCACAUGCAGUCUUCACACCUGAGCACUCUCUCACCUUUGGGGGAAACUUUUAUACCCUACCGCAUCUUGGGUCCAGUCUCCGGGUACUGGCUUUACAGGCGAAGUUUAACUUUGUUUUCAGUAAUGAAUCUAUAACGAAACAAGAUUAUUUGAACUUCCUUGUUAUGUUGGAGGCAUGUAAGGAUACAAUGGACUCUCAGCAAAUGGCAAGCGUUGCUUCAAGUGGUAUAGGAUGGGGGAUUACAGAUCAGCAUCAAACCCGGAAGGCUGUGUCCAAUAUUCGUUGGGAUGGACAGGAUUUCUGGGCGCUACAACAGAAAUUACGACUAUUGAUCUGGGACAUACAAACCAAAGGACAAGCAAAGUUUGACUAGGAGUUUCGGUUCUAGACUAGACCUUCAGCCACUGGACAAUAAAACAUUGAGUGUGAAUCAGAGGAAUUCUAGGGCGGCAGAGACAAGUGAGUAGUACAAGUACAGACUCA
This is a messenger RNA of Aspergillus pseudotamarii, 1834 nucleotides long. RefSeq lists its product as uncharacterized. The record is from RefSeq and is a predicted model, not a curated record. The annotation marks the transcript as partial. The transcript is spliced from 2 exons. Lineage: Eukaryota; Fungi; Ascomycota; Eurotiomycetes; Eurotiales; Aspergillaceae.